Molecule: messenger RNA, 555 nt
Organism: Eubalaena glacialis (North Atlantic right whale)
Lineage: Eukaryota; Metazoa; Chordata; Mammalia; Artiodactyla; Balaenidae
Product: large ribosomal subunit protein uL1-like
Exons: 2
Coding region: 1-555 (184 amino acids)
Biological process (GO): translation
Cellular component (GO): large ribosomal subunit
Molecular function (GO): structural constituent of ribosome; RNA binding
Source: RefSeq, a predicted model, not a curated record
AUGAGCAGCAAAGUCUCCCGUGACACCCUCUACGAGGCGGUAUGGGAAGUCCUGCAUGGGCACCAGCGCAAGCCCCGGAAGUUUUUGGAGAUAGUGGAGCUUCAGAUCAGCCUGAAGAACUGUGACCCUCAGAAGGACAAAUGCUUCUUGGGCACUGCCAGGCUUAAGUCCACUCCCUGCCCCAAGUUCUCCAUAUGUGUUCUGGGAGACCAGCAACAUUGUGAUGAGGCCAAGGCUGUGUAUAUCCCCCACAUGGGCAUCAAGGUGCUAAGGAAACUCAACAAGAAUAAGAAACUGGUCAAGAAGCUGGCCAAGAAGUAUGAUGCCUUUUUGGCUUCAGAGUCUCUGAUCAAGAAGAUCCCACGAAUCCUGGACCCAUGCCUGAGUAAGGCUGGUAAGUUCCCUUCCGUGAUGACCCACAAUGAGAACAUGGUGGCCAAAGUUGAUGAAGUGAAGUCCACGAUCAAGUUCCAGAUGAAGAAGGUGCUGUGUCUGGCAGUGGCUGUUGGCCACAUGCAGAUGACAGAUGAUGAGCUGUGUACAACACCCACUUAG